Eutrema salsugineum is the source of this 1653-nucleotide messenger RNA. RefSeq names its product UDP-galactose/UDP-glucose transporter 2. Gene Ontology annotation, molecular function: transmembrane transporter activity. NCBI's taxonomy places the organism in Eukaryota, Viridiplantae, Streptophyta, Magnoliopsida, Brassicales, Brassicaceae. The record is from RefSeq and is a predicted model, not a curated record. The transcript is spliced from 6 exons. Bases 386 to 1519 code for a protein of 377 amino acids. Gene Ontology annotation, biological process: transmembrane transport. Gene Ontology annotation, cellular component: Golgi membrane; endoplasmic reticulum membrane.
AAGAAGAAGAAGAACGUCUAUUGGGAAAAAAACGUGUCACCGAGUGGCGAAUCACGCGACGAGUCUCUUCUUCAUCUUCAUCUUCAUGUGUUUUCCCCUUCGGUUUUAAAAGCUCCCUUCUUCACAAAAUAUCUAUUUACUCUCUCUUUCUCUCUCUCUCGUCUUAAAGUUUGGACAGAGAGUCUUUAAGGAGUGAAUUAGAGAAGAAUUUGGUUUGGUUAGGUUCUGUUUGUGUUGUUUCAGUGAUUACCCCUUUUUUGGGUUUUUGGUUAUUAGUGAGUUUCCAUGCGUUUGAUCAAUUCCUGGGUUUUUACUCUAUUUUCUGGGUAUCUUUUUGACCUUUGACUUCAAAAAAUUUGUUUUUUUUUUGCGUUUAAAGAAUAAGAUGAAGAACGAGGAACAAUCAAGAUCUCUGUUUGGAAUCUCUCUGUCUGAUCGACCAACUUGGCAACAGUUUCUCAUUUGCACUUCUGGUUUCUUUUUUGGAUAUCUCGUUAACGGAGUUUGCGAGGAAUAUGUUUAUAAUCGCCUUCAAUUUAGCUUUGGUUGGUAUUUCACGUUUAUACAAGGAUUUGUCUACUUGUUCCUAAUCUAUCUUCAAGGCUUCACCACAAAGCAUAUUGUGAAUCCGAUGAGAACUUAUGUCAAACUCUCUGCUGUUCUCAUGGGAUCACAUGGAUUAACCAAAGGAUCUUUGGCUUAUCUCAAUUAUCCAGCUCAAAUCAUGUUCAAAUCCACCAAGGUAUUGCCAGUGAUGAUAAUGGGAGCAUUCAUACCCGGUCUGAGAAGAAAAUACCCUGUCCAUGAAUACAUUUCAGCGUUCUUGCUGGUUCUUGGUUUGAUCCUAUUCACAUUAGCAGACGCACAAAUGUCUCCGAAUUUCAGUAUGAUCGGUAUCUUGAUGAUAACUGGUGCAUUGAUCAUGGAUGCUUUCUUGGGUAAUCUGCAAGAAGCUAUAUUCACAAUGAAUCCCGAGACAACUCAGGCAAGAGACACAAUCAAUAAAACCCGGUUCUUUUCUUUUACCGUUCUGUUUUGUUUCACGUCUGAGAUUCCUUGUGUUGUAUAUUUUUUGCAGAUGGAGAUGCUUUUCUGCUCAACUGUUGUUGGAUUGCCUUUCUUGUUCGUUCCCAUGGUCUUAACCGGAGAGCUUUUCCGUGCGUGGACUGCUUGCUAUCAACAUCCAUAUGUGUAUGGAGUGCUUGUAUUCGAAGCCAUGGCCACAUUCAUAGGUCAAGUCUCUGUUCUAUCGCUCAUUGCUCUCUUUGGAGCCGCUACAACCGCUUUGAUAACUACGGCGAGGAAAGGAGUUACGUUGUUGCUGUCUUAUUUAAUAUUCACGAAGCCGUUAACGGAGCAGCACGGAUCGGGCUUGUUGCUGAUAGCAAUGGGGAUUGUGUUGAAGAUGGUUCCAAUGGAUAGUAAACCUCCGACCAAGAUUCCGGCGAGAUCAGCGGUUAGGAUCGCCGGAGGAGAUGGUGAUAGAGAAGAGGAAGAAGAGAGGAAGUCAUUGGUCUGAAAAUGUGAUUAUAUAAAUUAUAUUUAUGUCAGAAAUUAUAAGGGUUCAUACUUCAUAGAAUAAUGUUGGAUGAAGAAAAUACAACAGGGAAAAAAAAAAGCAAAUAGAGUUAAAAAAAAAGGUGGUUUUAUUUU